This is a messenger RNA of Durusdinium trenchii, 3186 nucleotides long. The record is from the annotation of a GenBank genome assembly. Lineage: Eukaryota; Dinophyceae; Suessiales; Symbiodiniaceae.
AGCUUUUCUCGGGUCCAGGUAAAGGAUCCAGCGCAGAGUCCAGCGCACCCGUCCGGCACGAAGUGACGCCGAACUGGUGCGAGGCACCAAACCACGGCGGUUCUCAGAGGCUCCGCGGCUAUGCCCAUGCCAGCUGCCGAUAACAACAUGCACAUCCCCGCAGGCGACGAGGCAGACCCCUCGGAGUCCAGCUUGGCGCAGAUGGUCCAGAUGCAGGGAGCUCAGCUGCUGGCGCUGGAGAAGCGUUGCGCGGAGCUGGAGAAGCGCUUGGCAGCUGGUGUGGAUGGCAAUCAGCAGUUGUCCGUUGAUGUUGACGAGAACCUCCCGACGAACGAAGUGGGCGACGGCACGAACAUGCGAGCAUCCAGGAUCAAAGACGUGGACUCGGCGACGUAUGCCUUUGAGGCCUCGAUGUGGGAUGCAGCUUUGCUGGUCUAUGUCCAUCAGACGAACUUCACAGAUAUGGUGAUCCUCUUAAUCGGAUGCGUGACCAAUUUGACGCUGCAAGUCUUCUUGCUUCUCACUGUCAGCAUGGACAUGCUUGACAACAGCUAUGAGGAAGAAAAGAUACAAGAGAUGUUGACUUGGCGUGUGGAGACUGGGCAUCAUCUUGCCGUCUUUGAUGACAGCCGUGGUUUGAGUAGGUUAGACAAGCUAUGCAACAACAAGUUGUGGGCCUUUGAGCAGGAUGAGUACAACAAGCUGUAUGACUACCUGUACAAGCCCAUGCCCGGGUUUGCCCUGAGCACGCUCGCUAUCAUCAUGUGGAUCUUGACGAUCAUGAAGGAGUACCGGCGUUGCGUGGAGCAGGCGUUGGCAGUGUAUCACCUCGACAGCAAGGACGUGGUGCGUGGUCGGGAGUUGGUCACCACAGAGGAUGAUACCAUGCAGAUUGUGGGGCUCAGCAGAAUGAAGAAAGGCUUGGCUUUGGUCUUUUUGAGCCUGCCACGACUUGGAGUGAUGUUCUCCCUCGCGGUCAUCGGUAGCAUCUACUUGGCGCAGACGGUGAGCUUGCAGGAUAUCGUGCUGAACGCAGUGGGACUGGCGUUUGUGAUGGACGCGGACGAACUGCUGGCCGAUGUCAUGUUGACCGAGCGUUUGCGGUCAGUGGUGGAGAAGGUGGAACCGAUGACUUGCGGCAAGAUCAGUCGAAGAGACAGCAAGCACCUCCCUUACAAGGACAUGCUGCGAUAUUUCAUCACAUUAGGCUUGAUUAUCGCAGCAGUUCUCAUUUGGCUGGUGCCCUUCCAGCAGCAUGUUGAAUCAGCGUCCUUGAUCUUAUGUGGAGGCUACCAGGAGUUUAGCUACGAUGGAGGCAUCGACACGGCUCCAGAUAUCGUGCUGCACCCAAAGACUUAUGGCAACGACAUUUGGGGCUCCACCUGUGACCCAACCAUGGAAGAGCUCUACCUCAGCCUCCACUACGGUGCCACAUUCAACUCCAGUUUGGCUUUGAACAUCUCCCAGCCGAAUUAUCCCGCCAAGAGGACGCAGACGGUCAUGAACUUUGCAUUGAUGCAGGGGAAUUGUGGGACAGGUGAGGUGAUGGCCCCCCAGAAUGAGCAGACCAAGGCGGGCACCGCAAGUCGGCAGUGCCAGAAACCUCCGGAUGUGUUCACAACUGUGCUAGCCAGUGUGCCGGAUGUGAGCAUCAUUCCUGGGGGAAGUCAUGGAUAUGGUGAAUGUCCACGGUUCAAUCUUUCUGCUGGAUGUUUUGAUUCGUCACUGAAUAUGCCUCCAGAUCCUUGCAUUUGGAGUUGGAUGUCCAUGAAAUGUGAUGGGGAAUCAGCUCCCGGAAACACCUAUACCACUUUGUGCUCUGACAGCACUGACUUGAACCAGAUGUGCGACCGAUGGCAGUUCAUUUUUGGACAGUCUGAUGGGUCUCCAACCUAUAACUGCCGAAGCCGAGAUUAUUGUGAUUCGCCAUACAAAUGCCUUGGUAUGACCUUUUCACUGGCAGUAAAAGUGGAUGACACUUCAGCUUGGACCUCGAAUACUCCCGACUUAUCUAUUCAAAUUGAGGUGGCGAGGCAGGUGCGCAUGGCAGUGAAGCAGAUGCUGAACGUUGGCCUCACAGCCCCCAACCUCAUCUCAGACAACCAAGUCCGUGCGGCAGAGAUCAAUGUUAACGGUAACACCAAGCGCAUCACGUAUGACGUGGGUGUCACGGAGCUGCCCUAUCAGAUCAAGCCGAAGCAAUACCUUGGAGGUGAUGAGUUUGUGGUUGCCUUUAACGACCUGCUCGCCAUGAACAGUUGGGACGUGGGCUUGGUUGCUACGGAGGGUUCCCAAGAGUCCCAGUUCUCAUGGAGUUCCUCGAGUAGUUGAGAGCGGCGUUUGGCGGAUGCCGAAGUGGGAGCUGAGGGUCUGGAUUUGGCUUUAAUUUUGCUGAAAGGCGAGCACGAGGUCGCUUGGGGGGAGGAGGUCGAGCCGGUGCUGAAGAGCAAUCGCUGUCCUCUGAGGAAGAGGGAAUGUGUGCACAGGGACCUGCAUGUUUGGAAACGAUCCAUAAGGAGCCGAAGGUGCCGUCAAUGAGGCGUGGCUCAACACCUACUCCUGGGGCAUCACUACAGACGUGCAGUUCCUUAUCCCAGACCAACAAUCUCCAGUUUGAGAGCUCGCACAAAGCGCGCUUUCUUGGCGCACGGUGAAAGGCCGUGGCGCAAACACCUGAUUGAGGCAGUGGCUCGAAAUCUUAGCCUCUUUGAAACAAGAGAAGGGCAGAAACGUUGCGAUUUUACCCUGAGUCUGCAAAAGACCAUGAAUUUGAGCCAGAGACCUCCACGACGAUUCUUUUUUGAGGGGAAUAUGUAUAGGGCUCAUUGCCGCACCUUCUUUGGCGGCGUUGCAUGGAGUCGGAUGCGGGUCCGGAUCUCAAAGGAUCCAUCGAAGAUGGUCCGCCCACGUAAUGUUUUGGAACUCCGUGACCCACCAGUCAACAGGAUGUGAAAGCCGCCAACCAUUGGCAGCCCGAUCUUUGGUUUCAUCCCCUGGCCUGAGUUUUGAACUGCGUUUGAAAGGAAAGCUGCUGAGAAAAACCUGAUCCAGGUUCUCUUUUGAGAUCACUUGCCCCCUUGUGGUUGCCAGACUGGAGACGUGUUAGUCAGGUGUUGUUGCAAGAACCCGGCAGGUUGGCUGGUUUCAUUCAACUUGUGAUGUUUAGAUUUACCUGUUCAUUAGGUC